AUGCGGACCUCCCAGCAGGAGGAGGCAUCUUCCAGCCAGGCACCGAAGGGUGCCAAGGGGCAGCUGCGCAGCCCGCAAAGGGCAAGGCAGCGCAAGCAAAAGGAGCAGAGCAGCCCGCAAAGGGCAAGCCAGCUCCAGCAGGCAAGUCCGGUAAGGGCAAGCCUGCGACCCAAGAACCUGCCCAAGGUUCUGGGAAAAAGAAGAACCACCGAGGUGGUCGUUCCCAGGCGGCCCGCGCCAACCGCGAGGCCCGAGGCGCCGAAAGGCGCGAAAGAGAGGGUACAGACCGUCCUCGUAGAGGGCCCGGGGACUGAUAUCCCAGAGCCGCGCACUCCGGAGCAAGCUCCUGCGGGUGCCGGCCAGGAGAUUCCGAGCCCGAGCUCGGAAUCCUCCUUGGACACCGCGCCGGUGCCAGUCUUCACAGGCCCCGUGCCUGGUGAGGAAGAGCCGGCAGAGCGGGUUGCCCCGCCUGCCUCCGCAGAGGCGGCCGCAGAGCCAGCCGAGGAGGCAAAGCCUAAGGCCGCACCGAAGGCCAAGGCAAAAGAAGAAAGCUCUGGAAGCCCCAGCUCCGAAGCUGGGCAGGAGCAAACAGCCCCGGCGAGUGGACCCACGGAGGCCACCCCGGAGGCAGAGCCGAAGGCCCUACCGAGAGGUGCUCCGGCAGCCAAAGCACCGACGGUGAAGGCGCCGCCACCUCACUUGGGACCACCGCCUCCACUGAAGGAGGAACCCAAGGCCGCACAGCCAGGGCCAGCAGAGCCCGAGGCUGCGGUACCUCCCGCGCCUCGGGAGGAAGCUCCGGAGCAGGAGCUAGAGCCCACCUCGCCGGCUGACGAAGGUGAGGAAGAGGAGUCUGAAGAGGAGAGCUCCGAGGGCCAAGGACCGUGCCAGUUCCUGAACGGACUCAGGCACGCGGCUCGCAACAGGCCAGAGACUCCUUGGGAAGGCAACCCAAGGCUGGCAGAGCAGUACGGAGAGGCCCUGGUCUUGCUAGACGAGAUCAGCCAGGGCGACCCCGUGGUCGAGGCUCUGCGCGGGGAAGUCGCAACCCUUAGGGGGUUGCUGGAGAGCCAAGCGCAGCAGCUGCAGGCUGCGAUUGGCGAGUUGUCGGCCCAGAGACAACAGGGCCUAGCUGCAGCAGCCGCUACGGCGGCAGCCGCCACGGCGGCACCCGCCCCUGCGUCGCAGGCGAGCGGUGGAGGGCACUUGCUCAAGAGCAUGCGGCUCCCAACUUCCCUUAAGGGGAGAGACGACUGGGAGCGCUUUGCCUUUCAGGCAGAGUCUUACCUGGCGGUCGUGGACACCAGGUAUCCAGCAGAGCUGGAAAUAGCUCGAAAGUGCAAGGCGCCACUCCAAAUGGCAGCCAUGACCGAGGAAGUGCGGACCCUUAGCGUCCGCCUCUUCGGCAUGCUGGGCAGCUGGACCCACUCCGCCACAGCUGUAAAGCUGGCGCGCGGAGUGAAGGGCCAAAAUGGGUUCGAGCUCUGGCGUCUCCUGUGGCAGGAGCACAACCCAGAGAACGAGUCCAAGAACCUCACCUGGAGGCGGACCCUGCUGAUGCCGAAGUUCCCGCCAAAGGAGAGUGACUUCUCCUUGGCUCUGCAGGAAUGGGAGGCAGAUGUGGACCGCUACGCCUCCGAGUAUGGCGCAGGGCGCGCCCUAGCAGACGAAGAUCUGCGGGCAGUGCUGGUGACCGAGAGCCCCACCGCUCUUCGGCAACACCUCGCUAUGCACGCGGCGAGUCUUUCGACUUAUGCCGAGGUGAGGGAAGUGGUGGUGAGCUACUUGCAAGCCAAAAGGGUCUGGACCCCGAGUGCGGGCUACGCCGCCUCCUCCCGAAGGGAUCCUAACGCCACGGACAUUGGCAGAAUAGGGGACCGAGACGGGAAGGAUGGAAAAGGCAAAGGCGACAAAGGCAAAAAGGGGGACAAAGACCACAAGAAGGGCAAGGGCGACCACAACGACAAAGGCAAGAAAGGGGACAAAAAGGGGAACCAGCAAGGAGGCAGAGACGGCAAAGAGAGAUGCCCCAUCUGCUGGAAAACGGGGCACACCGUAAAAGAGUGCUGGUUCAACGCCAAAGGAAAAGGCAAAGGCACCAAGGGCCAGGUGGCCCAAGUGGCCGACGACGCGGCCACGACGGUGUCAACAGCUUCCUUGGCGACUGCGGGUCCCUCCGCGUCCCAAGUUGGGGGAAGCACCGGCGGCUCUGGCGGCAAAGGCCAGGUGCGCCAGGUGCGCGACGACCGCAUCUUAGGUGUGCGGUUUGCCCCGCCUCACGACACCGAGCCAGAGGAGGACAAAAUCCUCAAGGUGUCGGGGAGUCUUCUUGUGGACUCCGGGGCGUGUGCGUCCGUCUGCAGGCCCGAGGCGUUUCCCGACCUGCAGCCCGCGGGCCCACCAAAGAGCCUUUACUCGGUGGACAACAGCCGCCUGAAGACCAAGGGCCGUGUCCAGCCGAGCCUCCUCUUAGGGGAGGAGCGCCAGUCCUGCAAGGUCAACUUUGAGGUGACCGAGGACAUAGAGGACGAAAUCCUCAGCAUCAGCCGUGCUGUUGAGGACAGCCACAUUUUGUGGCCCGACGGCGUCCGAGCCUCGAUCCUCAAGAGAGGGUCACAGUUCCUCCUACCCUACGAGCGGGCUGCUGAAGAGGAGGAGGCUGCGGGAAACCCCGCCCCUCUAGAGGAGCAGGCCGAGCAGCCUGACUCCAGGCCACGCGGCCUAAGGGCACCGCGCAACCCCACGGCGCAGGAACGCGCCGAGCACGAGCUCACUCACACGCCCUACCAGGCGUGGUGCGAGAAGUGCGUGGAGGGAAAGGCGCGCGAGGACCCUCACCGCCGCCGUGAGCCCUCGGAUGAUCCGGUGACGCCGCUUGUCACCAUGGAUUAUCAGUUCUACAGCCGGGACGGGAAAGAAGUUGAGGAAGAAGCGUCGCUUGCCACGGUGCUGAACCUCACAGACAGGGCCACUGGCUGGACUCUGUCAGUUCCCGUGGCGCACAAAGGGCACAGACACGCGGCUUACGCCGCAGGGCUUGUGGAGCAGUUCGUGGACCGCCUGGGGUACGACAAGUUCACCCUGCAGGCCGACCAAGAGAACGCUAUAGCCUCUGUGGCCCGUGCGGUCCACCGCCGGCUGGGAGCUGCUAGGGUGCGUCUUCGGGACGCCCCUCGCGGGUCACACCAAAGCCAAGGAUCCGUGGAGGGAAGGAACGCACACCUAGCAGGCGAGGUUCGCACUUGGCUUUCGCAGCUAAGAGCGGACUACCCCGCCUUAGAGUGGGACACUUCGUCCAACCUGUUCCCGUGGCUGGUCAGGCACGUGGCCUGGCUGCAAGCCCGGUUCGGGACCAAGUCGACGGACGGGGUGACACCAUAUCGGGCAGCCACUGGCACCGACUAUGGUGGAGCACUUUGCUCCUUUGGAGAAACCGUUCUAGCUAAGCUCCCGAGGCCCGGGAACAAAGCGCAGGUGCGCUGGGUCAAAGGGGUCUGGGCCGGCAAGCUGGAGCGCGACGACUCCCACGUGGUGCUAACCGAAGCGGGCGCACUCAACGUGAGGAGCGUCAGGCGACUCCCGCCGGAGACCCGACACCAGACGGCAGCCGUUCUUAAAGCGUGCGGCCUGCCUUGGAACCCUAGAUUUGGCCGCUCAGCGCCAGCAGAGCGCAGCGAGCCGAUGAUGGUUCCAAUCCCUCUGGCCACGCCGGCCGAAGAAACGGAGCGGCUAGAACCGCCCGGUGAGCCCUGGCUCUUCAGCGACGGGCCGCGGCCCGACGACGAGGCCCUCUUAGUCGAAGGGGCCGAGCAGGCCAGCAGGCUCCCGGACGCCAGCCCUACCGAGGAGCUGGCCAACGCAGAAAUACCGGACUACGAGCCGUCCGACGUGGAGGCAGGACCUUCCGCAGCAAGCGCGCUGCCGCAACAAGCGGCAAGCCCCGCCCCAGCCGCCAACGACGGCUCAGGCGAAGGGGGGCAGAAGCGCGACUCUGCGGGUUCCUCCGCGAGCGCAGCGGCAGCACAGCAGCCGCCUGCAGCAAAGAGCCGGGUGGAGCCCAAGAAGGCACCGCGGCUAGGAGCGCUCACAGAGCGCGAGGUGUGGCAGCACAUCGCUGCCUUAGCCGACCCGCCGCUCACCAACCACAAGGGCGAGCGGGACGCGUGGGUUGGGCAGGUGACAGACCUGCUAGACCGGAUGCUCGACCCCAAGCAGGUCGAGCAGGCACGCAAGGAGCAGCUAAGAAAGCUGUGGGACCGAGGCGCUAUCACGCCCGUGCUGCGGUCUGAAGUACCGCGCGGGGCGCAGCUGUUCAGGGCAAAGUGGGUCGACAAGUGCGACAAAGGGCGGUACAAGUCAAGGUGUACCUGUGCCGACGUCAAGGCCCGCUACAGCCCAGAACAGGAAGCUGGCUUGGACGUUUUCGUCCCAACGCCAACGCCCGAGAGUCACUCCCUACUUGAGGUAGCAGCGCUACACAACGAGGGGUGGGAGGGACCGCACCGCGGUGCGGCGGAAGGCCGCCCGGUCUACAUGUACGCGCCUGUGGAGUGGCGCGAGCUCUUUGACCAAUGGGUCUUGGAGCAGCCUGCAAAGGACCAGCAGUGGUACCGAGACCACUUCAGGGACUUUGUGUUCCGAGUGGACGGCAACCUCUACGGCCGAAGAACGGCUGGUUCCGUCUACAGGGACGAGCUGGAAGAAGUCCUCACCGGCAAGCUGGCCAAGGACUACGACUUCCAGCGGGGCGUGAAGGACCCGUGCGUGUACCUAGACCGCCGGUCCGGCCUGAUCCUUCUCCACCACAUCGACGACAUCCGUGUCGCAGGCCCCAAGGCCGCAGUGCUGAAGUUCACGGAGGUGGACCUCCCGACGCACUGUGAGAUAACGGUGGGAGAACUGGAAGAGCCGGGCACAGCGGUGGAGGUCCUGGGAAGGACCAAGGUGCGCACAGAGGACUCAAUCCUCACGCUGCCCGACAGCAAGCACGCUGAGAAUGUGUGCGAGCAGCUGGGCAUCGGUCCAAAAGACAAGGGGACCGUGCCUAGCCGACCUCUAGACCUGACCAAGGUCGAGGAGCUCUCUGCGGGUGACGCCGCGAGGUUCCGCAGCGCCGUGGGUAGUGCUAUCUACCUGUCGGCGGACAGGCGAGACAUACAGUUCGCCGUGAAAGAGCUGGCAAGAAGGAUGCAGAACCCCAGGGUCUGCGACUGGCUCGCUGCGGAAACCCUCGCGCGAUACCUGCGGGCAACCCCGCGGUUUGGAAGGGUAGUUGUGCUGGACCCCGCGUCCAAGAGCACAGCCCUUCUGAACUUGGAGGUCUACUCCGACUCCGACUGGGCAGGGUGCCCAGAAACGAGAAGGAGCACAGACAAUAUAGUUGCCUGUCUCGGGGGAGCAGUCAUCCAGACAAGCUGCCAGACACAGCCCGGCCUCCCAGCCACCUCCAGCGGAGACGCGGAGAUCCGGGGAGUGUCACGAGCAGCAAGGGAGGCUGUCUUCCUACGAGAACUUGCGGAGAAGGACUUUGCCCUAGCCUGCGGCGUGCCGCGGCUCUGGGCAGACUCCGCAGCCUCGAUCGGAGCCGCCAAGCGCAUAGGACCAGGGUCUAAGCUGAGACACCUGGAAGUCGCGGAAUUCUUUGUCCAAGGCGCGCUCAGAGCCAAACUUCUCGAACUGAGAAAAGUUAAGGGAACCGAAAAUCCGGCAAACUUCGCUACCAAGCACGCGAAGACUGGACCGGAGGUGCGGCAAUCCCUGCCCUCCAUGGGCAUGGUGGACCUCGAUGCGGUCGCAGGCGCCACCGAGGCUCUGGCCCAAAAAGGCACGAUCAAGACGAUCCAAGCUAGCCCCUGGAAGAUGAGACCGCCGACCAAGCUCACGAGCUCGGCGCUCAUGGCCACAAUCGUGGCGCUGCAGGUUCGACCUGCCAAGGCCCAAGGGCACGACUUCGCAGAGCUGGUGCUCGGCUUCGCGGCCCUAGGCUUCCUGGCCUUCCUGUGGAUGCUUUGGGGUUUAGUCUCCUGGCUCUGCAGGUGCAGACGUGACAGGCAGGAGCCGGAGCCCGAGGAUGAGAUCGAGCACCACGCCGAGCGUGCCGAAGAGCCGCCGCGUGCAGCCCAAAGGGCCACGGAGCUCUGGCUAGGGCCAGAAGCGCCGCAAGAGGCGCAAGAGGAAAGGAGGGAGCAACAGCCUAGGGGGGCUCAGGAGCCAGAACCUGAGGGUGAGCGGACUCCAGGUCCGCCCCUGCGGCAGCUCCUCCACCACCGCCGCCCGCUGCACCAAGGGUGCGGCGCAGGCGUAGGGGACCGGAACCCCUUUCGGGGGACGACGAGCAUCUCUACGAGACAGCCCGUGGUGACAGAAUCCAUCUUUUCACCAACUGCAAUGGGCUGA
Symbiodinium sp. CCMP2592 is the source of this 6396-nucleotide messenger RNA. The record is from the annotation of a GenBank genome assembly. NCBI's taxonomy places the organism in Eukaryota, Dinophyceae, Suessiales, Symbiodiniaceae.